Molecule: messenger RNA, 1638 nt
Organism: Talaromyces rugulosus
Lineage: Eukaryota; Fungi; Ascomycota; Eurotiomycetes; Eurotiales; Trichocomaceae
Exons: 4
Coding region: 1-1638 (545 amino acids)
Biological process (GO): carbohydrate transport; transmembrane transport
Cellular component (GO): membrane
Molecular function (GO): carbohydrate:proton symporter activity
Source: RefSeq, a predicted model, not a curated record
AUGGCAGGAGGCACAAGCAUUUGGGUGAGCAAGGAUGCCAAAUCAGAUCCGAAACAGAUAUUCAAUCUUCGGCUCCUCUUCUUGGUCAUUACCCUCUCCUGGGCGGGCUGUUUCUAUGGCUUUGAUACCGGGAACAUCGGUGGCAUCCUGACGCUGUCAUCGUUCCAAAAAGCCUUUGGCUUGAAUGAUAUCCCACAAGCUGAACUUGACAAUCGCAAGGGAACCAUCACCGCAAUGGUCGCCGCAGGUGGCUCAGCCGGAGCGCUCCUCGCAGCCCCAACCUCUGAUUUCCUUGGCCGUAAAUGGUCCGUAUUCCUCUGGGGCUUGAUCUUUGUGGUUGGUGCUGCUCUGCAAAUGAUAGCCAACUACGACGUCCUGCUUGCUGGACGCUUUAUUGGCGGUUUGGGUGUCGGAGCCAGUUCGAUGCUUAGUCCACAGUUUCUCGCUGAAAGCUCCCCUAAAUCUAUCCGAGGCUCGGUGACGGCAUCCUACAAUCUAUUGAUUAUCCUGUCGCUUAUGCUUGCUUUCUGGGUCAACUAUGGUGUCUCGCUCUGGCCGACCGACAGCGGCGAUAGACAGUGGCGGACCGCCAUGGGCAUUCAGCUGAUUCCUGGAGUAUUGAUGUGUCUGACAAUCCCGUUCGUCCCAGAGACAUCUCGUUAUCUGAUCAAUCACGGCAAAUCAGAAAAGGGACUGGAGACUAUCUGCAAACUUCGAAAACUCCCUGCCGAUCAUCCAUAUGUACAGAUUGAGUACCAGGAGAUCGAGGCGCAGGUGAGGUUUGAACAAGAGUGCUAUCAGGGACACAGCUAUUGGGUUGUGAUCAAGGAUAUUUUUCUGAUCAAGAGCAACUUGCAACGCUUAAUUUUGGCCGUCAUGCUAUUUGUCUUCCACAAGUUCACAGGAACCGACUCUCUUAACUACUAUGCACCGGAAAUCUUCGCCCUCAUUGGCGUCAACGGCAACAAUUCGACCUUGUUAGAUACGGGUGUUUAUGGUGUGGUCAAGCUGGUCACAACCAUCUUCUAUGUUGCAUAUCUCGUUGACCGAAUCGGCCGGCGUCGUCCGUUGAUCGUGGGCGCACUUUUGCAGGCAACUGCAAUGCUUUAUCUCGCUUUGUACCUCCGCUUCUCCCCGACUACUAGUGAUAGCGUUGGUGGUACGUCUGCUGGAGGUAUUGUCGGAAUCGUAUGGAUAUACAUCUAUGCGUUUGGCUGGUCCUUUGGUCAUAGUGUUGCUUGUUACGUGGUUGCGGCGGAAAUUUUCCCAACCAGAAUUCGUUCUGUUUGUAUGGCAUUCUGUUUCUUCAUCAAUUGGAUCGUUGACUACGGCAUCACUAGAGCUACACCCAACAUGAUCACCGAAAUGGGCUGGGGCGUAUUCCUGUUGUAUGCCAUGCUCACCUACACUGGCGUCGUUUUCAUCUACUUUUGUCUGCCGGAGAUGAAGGGCCGCUCCAUUGAGAGUAUGGACGAUCUGUUCCAGCGGCCGUUGUGGACCAUGUGGAAGCAUGCAUACCCAACCAAGGAAGAAACCGUCAGGGCGGGUGUUAUUACAGAUAAGCUACAGGAUGAUGAGGAGAAUGAGGUUAGUAACAAUAAGGACCACUCACAGGUGGCUCAUGUUGAAUCUGCGUAA